AUGGCCGAGGAUCUGGGAGAUCUCUUGGCGAAGGUGCUCCCGGCCGGGGUCGAGAUCACUGUCCGCCAUGUAUCCUCGACCCCCACUCCAUCGGCAGCCCUCUUCGCCCCGGCCCCGGGGGACGCAGCCGAACCAACGUUCUGCGAAAAUCAUUUCCUCUCGGUCUCGAUCGAAUCCCCAGACGAUGGCGGCGAGAUCAUCGUUUUUGGGCUCGAGGUGCUAGUCUACAACACGGCCCACCUGACCACCAUCUUCGUUUCCAAGGCCGACUCGACCGGCUUCCUGCAUCUGCUGAAGGUACCGCAGAAGGUCUCAGUUCUAAGACUUGUCUCUAACACCUUUCUCUCAUUUCUUGCUCGGACGCGCCAGCGACCUGGUGUGCGUCUGGUGAUCUCACUUUUUGCGCGCGCCCAGAACCAGUAUCUGUUCCCCGGCAGCAUCGAGAAUGCCGAGAAGCACGUCUUGGACGAUCGAGGCCUGAUCAAGUGGUGGUGUCGGGCUGUGGACCCGAUCCUCCGCGAGCAUGAGGCCGAGUCUGUGUCGACGGAGACAAAGCCGCUGGACCAGACGGUCGAGGCAACCAAGGCCUCCGCCACCGCGUAUCUGGUCGUCCCGGGCUGCGAGCCCUUUGAGACCCGCAGCCUCUUUCCCAUCACGGCCAAGGCCGACACACCUAGUCAUCGCCGGUGGCUCUCCAGCUACCCGCUCCACCAGCUGUGUCACGAUCCUUCGGCUCCACCGCGUUGCUUGAUCCCGCGGCUUCCAGACGAUCCCAAGACGCGUUUCCUCGUGGAUCUGGAUGACGAGCUGCCUGAACCUGUUGAGGGUGAGGCCCUGUCUCCCAAUGCCGGUCAAUGGCGGAGCGUCAGAUCGUUGGAUCAGUUCUGGGAGAUGAUGUCCUUCCGGCAAGAAUGCUCGUCCGGUCGACUGGUCGGCUUUCUGUGGCUGGUCAUCAAUCCUCCGGGUCUGAUGAAUUCUACUUCCAUGGCGAGUCAGGCUCGUCCUUCUACUCAGACAGUCCCGCCUUCCAAGGAUGCAGACGUUUCCAAGGCCACCCCCGAUGAGGAGCAAUCACAGAAGACAUCCAGCAAAACCGAGGAACCAGAUGCAUCGGAAAAGAAAGAACCAGUCACAGAGGCAUCUUCCGAGUCCCGUGCGGAUACCACGUCUUCGUUUGACACUCACCCUGGGGUCACAUCGGUGGACCUUCCCUCCAAGGGCCAAUCCAACGACGCCAAUCCCUUCUCCUGGCCCCAAACCGGACGCGGGCACAUGGUCCUCAGCGACGCCGAUUACAAUAAGAUGAUGAACUCGCUCAUGGAUCAUUUCUACGACCGAAAGGACGUUGUCGCCAGCACCAAGGCCCACAUCGACCAGGUCGCUUCGCUCGCCGACCAGCUCACAUGGGGCAAGCGGGUGGUGGGCACCAGUACGCUGGCAGAGACCAGCGCACCUCGAUCUGCGGAAACCCAUCAAAUUCUUGAUCUCGGGCUGAUCCGUAAGCGAAAGAAGUCGACGAGCGAAAACAACUCGUCUGCUACGGACGGGGACCAGCCACUGCCGAGCGCGCCGGGCGACACAGCGCAGCCGGCUGGCGUCAAGAUACUCAAUGCCAAUUUGGUUCGGAAGAAGAAAAAGACAUGA
Messenger RNA from Penicillium alfredii, 1644 nucleotides. Its product is annotated as H3 histone acetyltransferase RTT109. Lineage: Eukaryota; Fungi; Ascomycota; Eurotiomycetes; Eurotiales; Aspergillaceae. The transcript has a single exon. The record is from RefSeq and is a predicted model, not a curated record. Gene Ontology annotation, biological process: DNA damage response. Gene Ontology annotation, cellular component: nucleus. The coding region runs from base 1 to 1644 and encodes 547 amino acids. Gene Ontology annotation, molecular function: histone H3K56 acetyltransferase activity.